Messenger RNA from Corythoichthys intestinalis (scribbled pipefish), 480 nucleotides. RefSeq names its product SRA stem-loop interacting RNA binding protein (gene slirp). Gene Ontology annotation, molecular function: RNA binding. Lineage: Eukaryota; Metazoa; Chordata; Actinopteri; Syngnathiformes; Syngnathidae. Bases 24 to 323 code for a protein of 99 amino acids. The transcript has 4 exons. The record is from RefSeq and is a predicted model, not a curated record.
GGUGUCAAGUGUCAGAUCGAAACAUGGCGGCGCCCGCUAAGAAAGUGUUCGAGGUGUUCGUUUCGAAGCUUCCAUGGACAGUCGCUAGCAAGGAGAUGAGGGAGUACUUUGGACAAUUUGGACAAGUCAAAUGGUGCCGACUCCCAUUUGAUAAAGAAACUGGCUUCCACAGAGGAUUCGGUUGGGUUGGAUUCAACUCGGAGGAGGGACUAAACAAUGUACUGCAGAAAGAGCCACACAUACUAGAAGGAGCAAAGCUUCAGGUUCAGAAGAACAGGCAGACGUUUUCUGGAUGGAAAUCAAUCAAAAAUGAAAGUGACUGAAGCUCCAUUUUAUUCCUACUUUUUUUUUUUUCUUUGUGCAUGAUACAUGUCUUUUGUGGGUCUGAGUAUAUCUGAAUUCAACAUACAAAAUAUUUCUCUUUACCAUUAAGUCAUACCAAUGCAAAUUUUGUCCAAAUAAAAACAUUGUGGAUGAAGA